Molecule: messenger RNA, 8310 nt
Organism: Leptopilina heterotoma
Lineage: Eukaryota; Metazoa; Arthropoda; Insecta; Hymenoptera; Figitidae
Product: peroxidasin homolog
Exons: 5
Coding region: 1357-2256 (299 amino acids)
Biological process (GO): synapse organization
Cellular component (GO): neuron projection membrane
Source: RefSeq, a predicted model, not a curated record
CCGAAUCAAGACGUGCACCUGUAUAGUGAUAUAUAUCACGUCACGCUUCAAGUUUUUUGUGAUAAAGAAUCUCCUUCCACUGAUUUUCACAGAUUUAAUUAAUUCCUUAUCAAUUAUGACUAAUACUUGUCAUGUAUCCCGAAUAUCAUGAAGAAAAAAAUAAUUAAAAAGUGUUUAGAAAUUUAAAUUUUUACCUAAUUUCCCGCUAAGGUUAAUGUAUUUACAAUUUGUGUACUGGAGAAAUUUGAUUUUUUCAUUAAAUGGGUUAGGAGUUUAAUUACGUCUUCAAAAGUGAAACAGAAAUACGAAUGGAUGAGUUUCGAAGACGAAUAAUGAGAAUGAUAAUUAAGGAUUUCGUCAAAUGGACGAAUUCGAGGAUGGAAAUUGACAUUUUUUAGAACAAACGAAAAUUGUGAUGAAAGUUCAUUUGUGGAGUUUAAUGAGAAUAAAUAAUUUUGAUACAUCCAAAAAUGUAAUUUUGAAGAUUUUUCACUAACUUUUCAAGAGGUAUAGAAAAAUUGUGAUUUAUGAAUUUUGAAGAAGAAUCGCAGGGAAGUUUUACAGAAAUUUGCAUACUGUACAAGAAUCAACGAGAUUUAUUAAAAAAAUUGAAUAAACCUUAAUGAGAAUAAUGAAAUAUUAUUCAAAAACUGACAAUUUUUAUUGAAGAAAAUAGUUAGAAAUUGUAACUAAACUAUUUUUUAAAUAGAAAGUGCAACAAAUUUUCUUCGGAAAGAAGAAACGUUUAUAAAGAACUAAGAACCUUAACAUCAAGGAGUGAAAGAUUGAAAAAGUAUUUUCGCUUUGAAGAAAACAAGUGGAGGGAUUUUUCUCUAGAUUGGAAAGAAAAAUAACACUUUAUCUAUAUAGAAAGGGCAUGAGUAACAACUCGGAUAAAGCUUUUCGUUUCUUGUGAUGGUGCAUAACUCGCUCAAGGAUCGAAUGCAAGUGACGAUUGCGCGAAAAGUUUUGUAGUGAUUACGUUAAAGUUUUGCCAUCAAAGUUUCGGUAUCGUUUACACUGGAGGGCUAAGAGAAGUUAUCAUGUUAGUGUGCACGUGCAUGUUAUGUAUGCGAGUUAACAUGUUUUCAAGUGUAAGUGUCGUCGCCUUUCGCGAAAGUUGCUAACGACUGCCGUAAGUAUCAUUCGAGCAUAAAUGUCACAUCAUAAACUACACAAGGGAAGCACACACAGAUUUAAUUAAGAACUUGGAGGCACUAUAAAAAAAGUUGAGAGAUUUGAUGAUAAUUUUAUCAAAAGCCCUCUCGCAGGGUUAUGAUUCAUGGGCUGAAGAAAAGAGAAGAGACGCUAAAAAGAAUGUAUUUUCUUUGAAAAAUCAAGAGUCACUAAACGGAAAUGGCUUUGAGAUGGCAAAUCAGACUUUACAUUGUCGCCAUAUUCAUCAUAUGCAGAAAAGAUACUUUGAGUCUGGGGAGCCGUACAAUGGGCAGUAUAGAGAGGCACUCAAACCAAGUUAGACCCCGACAGCAAAUGCUCGAUCACUCGACAGGGUUGAAGACGAAACUUGAGCCAUCAUUCGACUAUUCUCAGACUACCAAUGUCACGGCCCUCGUGGGCAAAACUGCCUAUCUCACCUGCCGUGUUAGGAACCUUGGUGACAAAACGGUGUCAUGGAUGCGAGGCCGUGACAUACAUAUUCUGACUGCCGGAGGUUAUACCUAUACAAGUGAUCAACGAUUUCAAGCUCUACACAGACAAAAUUCUGGACAAAACAGUGAGUGGUCGGAAUGGACGUUAUGUAUCAAAUGGGCUCAAGAACGUGAUCAAGGGAUCUACGAAUGUCAAAUUUCAACAAUACCAUUGAUGUCGCAUCCAUUUCUACUUAAUGUUGUCGUACCUACGGCAGCGAUUUUGGGAGGUCCAGAAUUAUAUGUGGGAGCAGGAAGCACAAUAAACCUUACGUGUGCCAUCCACUUUAGUUGGGAACCUCCAGCUUAUAUUUUUUGGUACUACAACGACGCCGUUCUUAGCUAUGACAGUCCCAGGGGUGGUGUGUCAGUGAUAACCGAAAAGGGAAGCGAUGUCACCACUUCAUGGCUGCUUAUUCAAGCAGCACAGCCAUCUGACUCCGGGGAGUACAGUUGCAAGCCAAGCAACGCCAAGACCGCAAGCAUAAGGGUCCAUGUUCUCAAUGGUGAACGACCGGAAGCAAUGCAAACAGGAACUGCGGGUCCUAUUCUAUCCUCGAGUUGUCUUUUGGUGUCUCUCAUCAUUUUGUACAUAUCAUCAGUGUAAUCAUAAACAAAAUCAUGAAAAACUAAACUAAUACAAGGAAAAGAUUUCGCCAGGUCAGUCAAAAACAUUGUCAUUCAUCAGUUUCGUAUUUUUAAUUUUGAUUUUAUUAGUUUUAACAUUCAACUAAUUGUUAAGAGUAAGAAUUCCUAAAAAGUACUACUCGAAACAAAAUAAUUUUAUUGUUACUUAAAGUGUUCUUUUUCUUAUAGUGUUUUAUAUUAAAAAUCAUUAUCAAAUGUUUUUGCAGAUUAUUUUUUUGAUGCUAUUAUUAACAGUGAAUACCUAUUUAUAGCAUAAAUAAAAAUAAAAAAUUUUUUUUAAAAAUUUGACAUUUAACAUUUUUUUUAAAACAAUAAUUUCAAAAAAAAUUUCUGACUACAUUGUUUUUGUCUUAAAUCAAAAUUUGAAAUGAAAUGCCAAGCGCCAUGAUCCUUAAGAUACACAUAACCAUUUGAACUAACUUCCUUGCUUGUGACAUUCAUCUGUUUUAAUGCGAAGAUGUGGUUGCGCUUGGCAGUACGUGCAUGUCGCGUCGUGUAGGAUAUAAAAAAGAUAUAAUGAUUUUAUUCAGUUGCUAAUGCGUGCCAUUUCUUUCUCAACGAAAUAUUAUUUUGAAAUUUUGAAAGAAAGGAAUUAUUUAUUUAAAUUCAAUUCAUUUAUAAAAAAAAAUCCACUUGAAACUCUAAUCAAGGCAAAAACAAUGCAAACUUAAUCAUCACAAACAAUUAACAAAUUUUUCAGAUAUAAAUAUUUAAAAUGUUAAAAAUAUUCAAUAGUUAAUAUAAAAAAAAAAAAAAAUUUGUUAAAUCUUUUGAUAUCAGUGAUUUUUAAUAAACUAUGAAAAAAAUUUUAACAAUAAAAAUUAUUUAGUGUUGGGUGGAGUGUUCGAAGAAAUUCUUACUCUAUUUAUAAAAAGAUAAGCAUCGAAAAUAUUUUAUUGAUCAUCUAAAUUAAAUACAACAUAAGAUUUAAUUUGAAAUUCCAUCCAAAGCAAAAAUUUUCUCUCAUGCAUUUAAUUCGUCUUUUAAUAACAUUAAAAAAAGGCUUUUUUCAAAUUAAUUAAGAACUCAAGAAAUUGACGAAUUCGAAACUUUUAUAUAAAAUGAAGAGCGAAAUUUUUUCCAUGUACCUUGAUUGUAGAAAAUUCUUUCAUCGCUUUUACUGUCGAUGCCACUACAGGUUUAAAAGCUUAAUCUUGCUAAGCCGCGCAAGUCCGUAGACUGUUCUUAGUCGGCACUGAAAACAAAAAAAAAACCAGAACGACAAUCCGAAUAAUCUACUACUGCGGAAACGACUCAAGGGAAAAACGUGAAAUGGCUAAUGAUCUUAAGUCAGUUAUCUUUACAAAACUUCAACCUAACAGGAUUAAAAAUAGUUUCAAGAUUUUAACGCAGAAAAAGUAAAUAACAUUUUUCGUUGCCGUUAUUUUUAAGAUUUUAAUCUUCUGAAAUUUGGGAGAGAUUUAAAUUGAUCAUUUAUUUGUAAAAUAAAAUUUUACCCUCAAUUUUUUUUAAAUUGAACUUUUAAUCUUUUUCGUGACAAUUAUACGACAUAUUGUUUCAAAUAAAUUAUUUAGUAGAUUAAAAAAGGGUAGUGAAAUAAAUUUAAAAUUGGUUGUUGUUUCCCUUCUGCAGAAUAGAACAAUGAACGUAAUUCGACCGUGUUUUUUGAUUAAUAUUGAAAGCUUUUAAUUUACCCGUGGAGGCAACGUUGGUAAAGUUGACUCUGUAUAUAGUCUCUGUAUCAUAAAUAAAAUUGUGCGGCAGAACAAACGUUAUGCCGAAUGCAAGAUGAAUUUUGUCGGAUGGACUACAACGUCGAAUAAUUUAAAGGGGGUGGGGAAUAGAGGUUCUCUUGUUGCAAUUCAACUUUCUAUUCUGUAUAGUGUCUCUUGUAACUGAACUCGUCAAGGAUUCCAGUCAGUGUGUACUUUAAAGUGGAGCUACCCUUUGCAAAUAAAGACAAACUGUGAUGAAUGCGACCACGACGUUCCCUUCGUUAUGUUCCUAUUGUUAUGUUAAAACAACCAUUAAAUGCUUUUCGCAAAUUGUACAAUUCGUGUAUAUUCUUCCGCUCUACAGCUUCUCCCUAUUUAAACAUUAAUUAUUUUUUUGCUUUUAUCUUUAUGUAUUUAAUUUACUUCAUUAAUAUUUGAAUAUCUCGACAGGUGAUAAAUAUUUCUGUAAUUGGUGCCAUAGUUUUUAUUUCAAUUAUUCUGUUACAAUAAAUAUUUUUCAAUAAUAGUUUUUAAAUAAAAGUUUAUUGAAAUGUUGAACUCGAAUCGAUAUUUUGUUUUUUCAUUACACAUCAGGUUUUUGAGAUAAUUGCAAUUUUAAUUUUUUGCUAAUUAAAAUAAUUGUUAUUGAAAGUCGAAAUUUACGACUUAGGGUCACUGAUUACGAAUUUGAAGUCAGAUUUAAAAAAUUCAAAAUGGCGGAUCAAAUAUGGCAGACGAAAACAUUAAGAAUCAAACGGGUUAGCUUUAAAUUUGGUACUUGAGUUUUUUUUGACUUCCUAAUUACAAAUCAGGAAUUACAUUUAAAAAAAUUUAAAUGUUGAACUCCUAGUAAAAAGUUUUUUUUUUAUUCUUCCAAUUUUCCACUUUUUACCUUCCACCUCCCACUCUCUCUUUCCACUGUCACUUUCCAUUCUCACUUCCUACUUUCCACUUUCACCUCCUACUUUACACUUUCACCUCACAUUUUUCACUUUUUACCCUCUACUCCCACUCUCACUUCCUACUCCUACUUUCCACUCCCACUUUCCACUGUCAUUGUCCAUUCUCACUUCCUAGGUCCCACUUUCACUUCCCACUCCUACUUUCCACUGUCAUUUUUCAUUUUCACUUCUUAUUUUCCACUUUCACUUUCCACUUUUCAUUCCUACUUCCCACUCUCACUUCCUACUCCUACUUUCCACUGUCACUUCCCAUUUUCUAUUCUCACUUCCUAGGUUCCACUUUCACUUCCCACUCCUACUUUCCACUGUCAUUUUUCAUUUUUACUUCUUAUUUUCCACUUUCACUUCCCACUUUUCAUUCCUACUUCCCACUCUCACUUCCUACUCCUACUUUCCACUGUCACUUCCCAUUUUCCAUUCUCACUUCCUAGGUUCCAAUUUCACUUCCCACUGUCAUUUUUCAUUUUCACUUCUUAUUUUCCACUUUCACUUCCCACUUUUCAUUCCUACUUGUCACUGUCACUUCCCAUUUUCCAUUCUCACUUCUUAGGUUCCAAUUUCACUUCCCACUGUCAUUUUUCAUUUUCACUUCUUAUUUUCCACUUUCACUUCCCACUUUUCAUUCCUGCUUAUCACUGUCACUUCCCAUUUUCCAUUCUCACUUCUUAGGUUCCACUUUCACUUCCCACUGUCAUUUUUCAUUUUUACUUCUUAUUCUCCACUUUCACUUCCCACUUUUCAUUCCUGCUUCCCACUCUCACUUUCCACUGUCACUUCCCAUUUUUAUUAUCACUUCCUACUCCUACUUUCCACUGUUACUUCACAUUUUCUAUUCUCACUUCCUACUUUUCUUUCCCACUUUCAACUCCUACUUUCCACGCCCACUUUCACUUUUCAUUUUCCACUCUCACUUCCCAUUUUCCUCUUCCCACUUUCCAUUUUCACUCCCACUUCCCACUCCACACUUUCCACUUUUAUUUUUCACUUUUCCUAUCUUGUAAAAUUUUGUCAUUCAAAAUUAUGGGCAGAUCCAAGUCGUGUUUGAGUUUUCAUUGAAUAUUAUCAUUCCUUUAAAGUUUGAAAAAGUUCAGGAGAUUAGAAAAAAUUGCCAAAAGAAUUUUGAAUCAUUGCAAAAGUUUUAACAUUGAGCGAUCAUAAAAUUUUACAAGAUAGGAAAUAUAUUAUAGUAAUAUAUCAAAUUAGUUUUAUUAAAUAGAAAAAGAAAAUAAAUAAUGGAAAAUGGAAAGUGGGAAUGAAAGUAGGAAGUGGAAAGUUGGUAGUGAAGGUGGGAAAUUAAAUUGAAAAGUAGGAAGUGAAAGUUGAUAGUGGAAAGUAGGAGUGCUAACUGGAAAGUGGGAGUGAGAAAUGAGAAAGGGAAAUGGAAAGUGGGAAGUGAAAGUGGAUAAUGGAAAGUAGAAGUGCUAACUGGAAAGUGGGAGUGGGAAGUGAGAGUGGAAAGUGAGAAAUGAGAAAGGGAAAUGGAAAGUGGGAAGUGAAAGUGGAUAAUGGAAAGUAGAAGUGCUAACUGGAAAGUGGGAGUGGGAAGUGAGAGUGGAAAGUGGGAGUAGAAAGUGGGAAGUGUGAGAGUGGAAAGUGAGAGUGGGAAUGAUUAGUAGGAAGUGUGUGUAGCGCAUGCAAAUACUAUUAAUUUUUAAUUUUUUCUGCCAUAUUGAAUCCGACAUUUUGAAAUUUCACGUGUUAGAGAAAAUCUAACGUCAGAUUCGAAUUCAGCAUAAAAAAUUACGUUAAAAAACGUUAUUACUUUUCCAAUUCCAAAAUUUGACCUAAAUUUAUUUUCCUGCGAUAAUAGAAUUGAAAAAAUCGAUAUUUAAUAAUAAAUUUCAUUUGAAAUAUGUGAAAAAUUGCAAAAAAAAAUUGGAUUUCGUCGCAAGUAUAUUACUAGAACAAUGUUUUGAUACUAUAUCGAUUGGACAAUUUGUUGUGGAAAUUGUAUACCGCACGUUUUGCAUAUAAAGGACUGAUCAAUAAAAUGCAAUCGAGAAUAAUGCAAUUUGUCGUUGAAGACAGAAUAAGAUCGAUUUUCAGCAUUUUCUUUUGUGGUAUGUUAAGCACGUUUGGUGAAAAUAAUGAAAGUGUCUCAAGGGUUGAAAUAGUAUAUAUAAAAGAAUACGAAACAAGAAAAAUAGAGCGAAAAAUGUAAGAAUAGCAGGGAACAACUCCUGGGACGAAAGAACAGGAUAAAGCCAAAAUAAAGAACUAAUGUUAUUACACUUUCUUCUAAAAAAAGAAACUGGUGAAAUGUCGAGACUUUUUUUACCAUUAUUUUACAUAAUGGAAUAUAAUUUUAAACAACCAUGUCAAGAGAUUCAAACUUUUUUUUUUUUAAAUUAAAUCAAAUCAACUAUGAAAAUUUUUUUGUUUCAUGUAUAAAAAUAUUUUUAGAAUUAAAAUUAAAGAAUACUUGUACUUUGAAAAUUUUCUUUACAAUUUUUGUAGAGAUUAGUCUGACAAUGUGGUAAUUUUCUUAAAGUAAUCUCUUGUGCCUAACGGCUAAGUACUUAAAAGCAGUGCUUGCUCUUGUAUCAGAAUGACACUUUUUAGAAUUCUUUUUUUCAUUCUAUUCGUCCACUUUAGUUGGACGAGUUUCGAAUUAUAUUUUUACCUGGAAUUCAAUUAAAUGUUUCCAAUUGUCCUACAAACUUUCUGUGUUAUUCAAUCAAAGAAAACAUGGUUUACAUGCAAUUAUCAGUGCUUUACAAUUAAAUUAAUUUUCUGAUUUUUAUGUAAUUUUUUUCUACCUGUUAUUUGCUCAAUUUUUAAAAAGUAAAAUUGUGUCAAAAAAAAAAAUAUAAAAAUCCCUUUUUGUAACUCUACAUUCAGUCAAUAUAUUUUAAUUAAUAUUUAUUGAAUACAAUUUGAAAACAAGUUUCGAAUUAAAAAUUGAGUGUUUAUAAUUCACGUAAAAGAAAAAUCAACAAAAAAGCAAAUUAAAAUUGUAAUCCCAAUUGAAAUUCAAAUCACAACAGAAGAAUUAAAUUUUCAAAUAAAAAUUAAAUAACGAAUGUUAUUACCGAAAACAAUUUUGUUAAAGCGCAGUUGAUAAAUUUUCUGUUAGGGAUUUAAGUCACUUUGCAUUCGACGAAGCGUUUUGCUGUAACAACAAUAAGCACUCUCUGUACUAAUGCAGGGGAUGUUUUCCGCUUUAUGUAAGCAAAGAAUUAAGAUUAUCGAAUUACCAAGGGAAACUGCGACUCGGAAGUGUAAUAAAAGGCGAAAUACUCGAGACGCUGUAGACCUUCAGACAAAUGCAUAAAAAGCAUAAUUCAGUCUUGCAGUGUUAUCGUUAACAUAGAUAGGUAUUACUAUUGUACAUAUUAUCACCCUAUGUUUACUAAAUAAAAAAAGUAUAAAAUA